CCGCAAAAUGACGUCCCCAAGAGUGUGCGUGCUUUUGGCAGUAGUGACUUUGGCUAGUGCUUCACCCGCCAAACCCGCCUUCUGGAAGGGUACCGCGUUCGACUCGAGCGUCGAGCAAAUGAGGGCGCUAUGCGCUGAAGACGACCCAAUUGCGUGUCUCAAAUUUAAGGCCAUCUCGUUCUUAAAUUCGAUCUUGCAGAAAGACAACUUCCUAAUUGGUGACGAUGUUGAAGUGUCAAGGAACUCCUACCAACCCAACGAAAUCACGAGCAGGAGCGAGAACUCCAUCGAAGACACGGUGGAGGAGUACAUGAAGAGUCACGACGUCACUUUCAACUUACCAGGAACCAAGGUCACGGUUGGUGCUCGCAACUUAGACAGCGAAGAACUUGACUUUAAAGUCAACUUCGGGGGUGAAGUUGAAGCACGCAAAUCCAAACUGAAGAAAGUCAUCGUUCCAAUUUUGGUCUUCGUGUUGCUGAAGGCCAUCACUUUGGUACCACUAGCGUUAGGUAUUUUGGGCUUGAAGGCUUGGAAUGCCCUUCAGUUGUCGUUCUUGUCGUUCAUUGUGUCCGUGGGGUUGGCUAUUUUCCAGCUUUGUAAGAAGAUAGCGUCUGAACACGCUCCUCCACAAAUUUCGGCACAUCCUCCAUGGGAGGCGGCGUAUAAUCAUUACGCAGCGAGGUCGUUGGGAGAUGAAGCGCAAAAGUUGGCGUAUAAGGCGCAUGUGCAAGAAUGAGUUAA
This is a messenger RNA of Zophobas morio, 744 nucleotides long. RefSeq lists its product as uncharacterized. Lineage: Eukaryota; Metazoa; Arthropoda; Insecta; Coleoptera; Tenebrionidae. The record is from RefSeq and is a predicted model, not a curated record. Gene Ontology annotation, cellular component: membrane. The transcript is spliced from 3 exons. The coding region runs from base 8 to 739 and encodes 243 amino acids.